CUCGUUUCAUUAUCAACUACAGCGACACUUUAACGGUCUACCCCUCCAUCACCAUGAAGUUUUCAAUCACCGCCAAAGGCCUUUGUCUUCUGUUGUGGAUGGUUGCCUUCCUCCACGAAGGCCAAGCACAAAUCUGUCCGCUCGGAUGCACUCCACAGUACGAGUUAAUAACUGAGUCAUGCAGAAAAUUGAUCUUUUUUCGGAGACGGUGUACAAGAACCAUACUGAAAUGCAAUUGUGAAACAACAACAACAACAACAACAACAACAACGACCGUGGACCCUGAUACAUUCCUAAGAAAUAUAUGUCUAAACAGGCCACGUGAUGUGUUUCACCUAGCAGAUCCACGAGACGAAACUAAGUUUGUUCAAUGUGAUGCGUUCAACGUUGCCUAUUUAAGGUCCUGUGGUAUAGGUAGAGUUUGGAGUGUCACUUUUAGAACAUGCGUGCGUCAGUAGAACUGGAUAGAGGACUGUUUCAUUGAUUGGUGUAUUUUCUAAAUACAGCAUUUUUAGAUUUUACUAAACUUCUAGAAAUAUGAUAAUCUCAUUAUUUCAUGUCGUAAUUGUACGCCAGAGCCUAUUGUAGCCUGGUUAGUAUACAUUGUCGUUCUAGUACAAUUCAUUAUUUAGCUAAGUACACAUAUUCUGUAAUGCAAAACUUAAUAUUGCUUCAAUGGAACAUUGUGGGAUGUUCAGUUAUAUACCAAUGGUGUAUGGUACCUGACAACAGUGGACUUUCCUACGAUACAGUUGUACAUAAACCAAUGGUGUAUGGUACCUGACAACAGUGGACUUUCCCACGAUACAGUUGUACAUAUACCAAUGGUGUAUGGUACCUGACAACAGUGGACUUUCUUACGAUACAGGCGUUCAUACUUUUGUCUUAGGUAUAUUUUCCAUCAUUAAACUGUCAC
Molecule: messenger RNA, 916 nt
Organism: Mizuhopecten yessoensis (Yesso scallop)
Lineage: Eukaryota; Metazoa; Mollusca; Bivalvia; Pectinida; Pectinidae
Exons: 5
Coding region: 54-458 (134 amino acids)
Cellular component (GO): extracellular region
Molecular function (GO): chitin binding
Source: RefSeq, a predicted model, not a curated record